Oppiella nova is the source of this 321-nucleotide messenger RNA. Lineage: Eukaryota; Metazoa; Arthropoda; Arachnida; Sarcoptiformes; Oppiidae. The record is from the annotation of a GenBank genome assembly.
AUGUUUUUCCACAUUCCUCUGGAGCACUCGAUCCAACUGCAUCCGCGGUACUUUGGGGCGCAUUUGGUGGACACCGUGCGCCAGAAGCUGUUCGCUGAGGUGGAGGGCACCUGUAGUGGCAAACAUGGGUUCGUUAUCGCAGUCACGACUAUCGACAACAUCGGCGCCGGUGUUAUCCAAUCGGGCACUGGAUUCGUGACGUAUGCCAUCAAAUACAAGGCCAUAGUCUUCAGACCAUUCAAGGGUGAGGUCUUGGAUGCGGUCGUGACUCAAGUGAAUAAAGUCGGCAUUUUCACCGAAAUGGGAGCCCUUUCGGCCUUC